GGGAUUGGGGGAGAGGCAGGAGGCAUGGGGAUGGGGCAGGCUGGGGCUUUGCAAAGCGUUUUAGGGGGCUCUCUGGGACGAAUGAAGCACAGGAGCCCUCGGUCCCGUUUGUGGCUUCCCCGAAGCAAGCGGCCCCUCCGAGUUUUUUCCUUCUUACGGGGUUUUUGCUGCUGGAGAGCGGAGGGACCCCAUCCCGGCCGGAGGGAUGGCGGGGAGAGGAGCCGCUGGUCGGGCACGGAUCCGGUGGCUAAAGCAGGACAAUCCUUCCCGGGGCUUUAAAGCGGCCGCUUGAAAGGGAGGAGAAAGGCACCUGCGGGAGGGAUGCGCAGGCACAGCCCGAGUCGCCACCCGCUCGGCGCUGCCCCAGCCCCACCACGACCCAAAAAGGUGGCGGAGCCCCGCGUGCUGCCCAGCCUGGCACAAGGUGGGACGGGGGCACAGAAAACCAUGGGGGGGCAGAGCUGAGUGCAUGACGCUUCUCACUCCUAAAACACGGGAGGGAAGGGCAGGGGGUUGGGUGUGUCCAAGGACGGUCAGCAAGAAGUGAAUGGUCAAGGUCAAUGCAAAGUCCUGGGAGUCACCAUCAGACUGGGCUGGAAGUAGCACCGCGUGUCCGUGUGCCUCGCUGGCUUAUUGCAGCUCCCAGCACCUGCAGAACCGAGCACGGCUUGUUCCCUGUGCCCGGAGCUUUGCACUGGAGGGCAGGGGAAGAACAACCCAGCUCAGGCGUUUUGAACUUGCAGGCUUGUGUUGGGGCAGACUACAGACUUUUUAUAGUUUAGGAGGGGAGGAGACAUGCAGGUCACACCAGGCAGCCAGUAUGUAGGUUGCUGGGACCAGUCUGUCAGUGCUUAUGUUGGGAAUCCCAGCUCCUGAGGGACCCUGUCACCAGGUCUUCGUGGCUGGGGUGGAUCUGCAUGGCUGGUGUGGGGUGGGUCUGAGUCAGAGACCCCACAUCUUAGGAGAUGCCCCUGAGGUUCCUCUCCUGGAGCUGCUUCGCUUUGUGCAGCAAGAGAAGCCGUUACUGAGCUACCUGGGGCUCCCACCUGGAAGGGGAUCCCUGAGCCAAGGGGAUCUGUGGUUGUUCCAGCUCUCCCUCAGCCUGGGAAUACACAGCCCAUGGCUAAUGUUCCUCAACUGAAUUGUCUUUGAAUCUGUCCGGUCCCUGAAAUCAGUUGUUGUCAAUGGAUUGAAGAGAAGAGAGGGGAGAAGAGAAACAUUUUGGUAAAACCCCCUGGUUACAGUGAUGUGUCAGCACAGUUGUUGGACUUCAGCCCCAGCCAUCCCUGCCUGGGUGUGAGCACGGGGCUGUCGGGCUCCUCACUUUCCUCUGCCUGAAGAUGCUUAAAUCAACUGAUCUGGGAGCAAAAGCAGUAGCAUGUGAUUUACAGGACUGUGUGACAGGACCAGCUCAGCCAAAGAACAAGAUGCCCAUGAAGUUUAAUCUCUCUUAGCCCUAAAAGAAAAACGGAGGAGUAAAAGUUAUGGAUCCUUUAUAUUUUUCCAACACAUUUAGCCCAGAAGCAAGUUCCAGUGAUGUGAAUUCCUCACUGCUGACAAACGUGACAGAGAAUGGGACACUCUCAGAGCAGGCUCCAUUCAAAUACAUCCACAAAGUCCUGAUUCCCAUCUGUUACCUCCUCGUAUGUGCAGUUGGACUCAGUGGCAACACGUUGGUCAUUUAUGUGGUUUUGCGCUAUGCCAAGAUGAAAACUGUCACCAACAUAUACAUCUUGAAUUUAGCCAUUGCUGAUGUACUCUUCAUGCUGGGCCUGCCCUUCUUGGCCACCCAGAAUGCCAUCUCCUACUGGCCUUUUGGCUCCUUUUUGUGCAGGCUGGUUAUGACUGUAGAUGGUAUUAACCAAUUCACUAGUAUUUUUUGCUUGACUGUGAUGAGCAUGGACCGCUACCUGGCAGUAGUUCAUCCCAUUAAAUCAACCAAGUGGAGACGUCCCAGGGUGGCCAAGCUCAUCAGUGUGACUGUCUGGACAGUCUCGUUCUUGGUGGUGCUUCCAGUCAUCAUCUUUUCGGAUGUGCAGGAAGACUUUCACACCUGCAACAUGAACUGGCCAGAGCCUGUCAACAUCUGGUCAGCAGCGUUCAUCAUUUACACAUCAGUCCUUGGAUUUUUUGGUCCUUUGUUGGUGAUCUGUCUCUGCUACUUGCUGAUCGUGAUUAAAGUCAAAUCUUCAGGGAUCCGAGUUGGGUCUACAAGGCGCAGGAGAUCAGAGAGGAAGGUGACCAGGAUGGUGGUGAUCAUUGUAGUGGUCUUUGUGUUUUGCUGGCUCCCAUUUUACAUGAUGAACAUUGUCAAUUUGAUAUUUAUACUGCCAGAAGACCCUGUGUUGGUAGGGGUGUACUUCUUCGUGGUGGUCCUGUCCUACGCAAACAGCUGUGCCAACCCCAUUCUUUAUGGAUUUCUUUCUGACAACUUCAAGCAGAGUUUUCAAAAAGUCCUUUGCCUCCGCAAGGGCAAUGGUGUAGAGGAUGGUGACCCCAUUGAACACAGGCAAGAGAACAGCAGCCGCUUGCAGGAAUCAAUGUUACCCCAGAGAAAUAAUGAAGUCAAUGGACAUAUGCAGACCAGCAAGGUCUAAUGGCAUGGUUUGGUACCACAAAGCACUUGUAGACCUGGAGAACUUGAGGACUUAAAGGAGAGACAAAUUCAUAGCAAAGCUGAAAUCUGGAGACUCACAAGCUCAAAUGAAUGUACAUAGACUUCUCUUCAAUCUUCUCCCUUUCCCAGCUAAAAGUGUUAUGGGAUAUACUGGGCUCUGUGAAGUUCUUACGGUGUUUUAGCCAAGUCAGAUGUGUGUUACCGCUUUUUGUACUCUAGGCAACUGAUUUGCUGGUACACACUGCUGGCUUUGUAAUGCUCUAAUGAUGCAAAACAACACUAAACCUGUUCUAACUACCUUAUAAAGCUGAGUUCAUGGCUGCUUUGCACUGUUGGGAUCAGCUCAAAGCAGAAAACAGCUCAGAUAAUAUCUUUGGAAGUCUUCAAGGGGAUUUCUUAAAAGAAAAACACUAUUUCUUAAGAGGGCGUUUCAUACAAAAAAGACCACAGCACUGAUCUUAAAAUUGUGUAUAAGCCAUGGUUAUAGAGUGCUGUGUAGUCCAUUUACAUUGUUUUACCAUGAUUGACCCAUAGAAGAGAUUCAUAGUAUUCAGCAUUCUUUCAAACACAAUAGGAAAGAAUGAAAACAAGACUGGGAAAACAUUUGUUGAAAAGAUUCAAUGUAUUCAUAACACUUUCACAUUCUAAACCAAACUGCAUAUAAAAUGUAAUGUAACUACUUUAUUAUUAUGUAAGUGACAAUGAUUGUGAAGUCCUGGAAAGCUGUUGUGUAUAUUUAUUGGUUCUGAAUGUAAGUAUGAAUGUGAAUAUAAACCGCAUUUUCAGAAAUUAAAACAAGUUCAAUCC
Columba livia (rock pigeon) is the source of this 3424-nucleotide messenger RNA. It is a transcript of the gene SSTR5, whose product is annotated as somatostatin receptor 5. NCBI's taxonomy places the organism in Eukaryota, Metazoa, Chordata, Aves, Columbiformes, Columbidae. Gene Ontology annotation, cellular component: plasma membrane; neuron projection. Gene Ontology annotation, molecular function: somatostatin receptor activity; neuropeptide binding. The transcript is spliced from 2 exons. Gene Ontology annotation, biological process: regulation of insulin secretion; neuropeptide signaling pathway; cellular response to glucocorticoid stimulus. The record is from RefSeq and is a predicted model, not a curated record. The coding region runs from base 1485 to 2597 and encodes 370 amino acids.